Molecule: messenger RNA, 2623 nt
Organism: Dendroctonus ponderosae (mountain pine beetle)
Lineage: Eukaryota; Metazoa; Arthropoda; Insecta; Coleoptera; Curculionidae
Product: post-GPI attachment to proteins factor 6
Exons: 4
Coding region: 156-2552 (798 amino acids)
Cellular component (GO): plasma membrane
Source: RefSeq, a predicted model, not a curated record
AGUCCACCUCCAGUCAUUUCUGACAGCCGCUCUUUUGGUUAUGUUUUGAUUCGGCACAAUUGGAUCAAUAAGCAUGAAAUUGCUGUAAUUAUCUUUAGCAAUGCUGUUGCUGUCCUAAUUUAAAAUAUGUGAAUGUUGGCAGUUUUGUGCGAGAAAUGGCAGUACUGUUAUGCGCGAUAUUCCUACUGUUGCGACUGAAAGGGGCGUUAAACCAGUCGCAACAGUUGCAGCUCAUCUCCAAGAGCCAUUCUCCCCAUCUGGAGACCUAUUCCACGUAUUCAGACUCUGUGAUAAUGCAUUUUACUGUGCCCGACAAUACCAUCAAUGCAUCGUUCGUCUUUGCAGCCUCACAGCAGGAUCUUUCAAUAUUUGGUUGCACUGUUCGAAAUGUGUCGCUCUAUCUCAAGCAUGGAGCUCCGCCCGUGAUCAAUCCGGACGGAUCGCCGUUUCCUGAGGAGUUCCGCAACAUAUCCAGACCGCCAACGUAUAAUCUGGAGUUUCUAACCGAUCAAAAGCAAUCGUACAUAAAUGUCUCGUCACCUGAGCCUGGGAUGUAUUUUGCGGCAAUUUUUUUGGCCUAUGAAGAUCCCCGCUUCCAGAAAAUAUCCCAACAAGGUUUAACCCAGUCCUGCCGAGCAUACAUUGACGCCUCAGUUUACGUCUCCAGAGUGGAAAAUCCGACAAUAAUUUCCGAAAACCGCAUAGUUGAAGUGGUACUUUCGAACGCGAGCAGGCAUUUUACCUUUUUGGCUCCGGAGGGUCUGGACAGUGCUCUGGUUGAUGUGGAAAUCGCCGAUAUUCCCUCCAAAGUUAAGCGAGUGGUUUUGAGGAUUGGAGCGCGCAGUCCGCCGACAGAGAAAGUUUUUUUGGUUGAGAAGCUUCUGAAUGCUUCCGAUCCAUCCGCGCAAAUCGCCUUUGGGGCUGAGCCCCGAACCUGGUAUUACCUGGCUGUGUCUGCUGAGUCUAGUUCCGAUGCUAGCGAAAAAGUGGCCCUGAAUCUUCACCCGAAGUUCUUCUCAAGCAAACUGCCAUCAUCGGAUACGUUUGUGGCUCAGAAGCACGGCAACGCCACUCUGUACAAUAUGUCGGUGGUCCAUAAGUACUACCAAAUGUUCCGGCUCGCAGACGUCCAGCCGUACAAGCAGUUCGAUUUGGUGCGCGAUUCGGCUACGGAGAGUUUCGCCUUUUUCUACAAACUGCAGCCCGAGCUCGCCAGCAACUCGUUCGUGCCGAUCAAUGUGACCAGCGAGGAGUUCUCUGUGCUCAAGUUCGAGUUGCAAAGGGGCGUCGACAUCGGGGGCACCUUGCAGUACAUUCUGGCCUUCAAGCCCCGCAUUUCCCGGACCAAACACACCCUCCGGUUGCUUCCGGAGCCGGAAAGUCACACUAUUGUCGGCUGCAUCCAGAGGAACCACUUGGCCGUGCCAGUUUGGCCCAAAUAUUGCGCGUCUGAUGAAGACUCCUUUCUGGCGCCGAUCGUCCUGAACGCCACAGUCAGCAACUCCACAGUUUUGAUCCCUUUUCCGGAAAGCGGCGAUUGGUAUGCUUCGUUCAAGUUGUUCUGCGGCUCUUGCGAGCCGUGUGACUGUCCUGCCGCCUGCCAGGCCGAGUACGAGAGAUGCACGAUUGGGUGCGAGUUGAGUUCGUCCGAAAAUUGCGUGGCCGAGUGCAGCUCCAAAGCGCUGAGCUCGGAGAAGUGCGCAGCAUGCGACUGUGAUGGGCCUUGCCGGAGGAAUUCUUCUAGAUCGUGCAGCAGCAGCGUGAUCUUCGAUGUGAGCUCGCGCCCGUGCUACUUUGGGGAAUGCGGCAAGCAAGGGGAGUGUGGCCUGUUUAUUUCGGAUGGAGUUGCCUAUUCUUCGUGCCGAUGCAGCAACAAUUACCGAGGUUUUGAUUGCUCCGAUGGAUCUCUGGCCACGCCCUACUACCUGGUGCUCAUAGAGUUCCUCCUUCUGAUUUUAAGCAAUGUGUUCUUUUUGCCGGCCACUUACAUCGCAUUCCGGCGCCGAUACUACGUAGAGACGCUCGCCUACUUCUCCAUUUUCCUGUCCUCGUCCUUCUACCAUGCAUGCGACGCUGGUGAGAACAUUCUCAGCUUUUGCGUCUUCAGAUUAGGGGCCUUGCAGUUUGCAGACUUUUUCUCCGCUCUGUUGGCCAUUUGGCUCACGUUGUUGGCCAUCGCCGACCUGCCCCAGUUGGCUCUAUCGCUGCUCCAAAUGGGCGGGUCAAUUAUCAUAGCUUUCUGUGUUAAUUUGAACCGGUAUGCCCUAUGGAUAUUUGCGCUGCCCUCUGUGGUAGGCGUCGUUAUUAUAGGCGUCAGUUGGUACCUAAAGUACAGGAAAUAUCGCUGCAGAUUUGUGGACAGACGGUACCUCUAUGUGAUGAUGCCCAUUGGGGCGGCUGUGGUGGCCAUCGGUUUGGGUAUCUACGGGAUAUUGCAGACGCAAGACAAUUACAAGUAUUUGCAUUCUUUGUGGCACAUUAUAAUGGCAACGGGAGUGUUCUUUUUGCUGCCACAACAGGACACUUUUGAAGUCGCAGUAUUGUUGUCGUGAUGAUGUUGGACGUUUCAGUUGCUCGCGAUUUAUUAGCUGAAUGUUAUUUAAAUGAUAAUUAGGCAAUUUUU